This is a messenger RNA of Cinara cedri, 10517 nucleotides long. Lineage: Eukaryota; Metazoa; Arthropoda; Insecta; Hemiptera; Aphididae. The record is from the annotation of a GenBank genome assembly.
AGAUUUUACCAGCUUUAAAAAAAAAAAAAUGUAAGAAGUCAAAAGGAUUGGUUGAAAAUGAAAAAUCAUUGGGUGAGAUACAGUCUGAAAUUCCAUUUUUUAUAAAACCAUCUGAGAAAAUUGCGACAAUCGAUUCAUCAAAAUGGCCUUUAUUAUUGAAGGUAAUGUAUUAAUAUAUUGUAUGAUAGUUUUAUUUAAUUUAAUGAUUAGUUAAAAUAAAAUGUAUAAGAGGUGGAUCAAAGGCUGUAAAAGUAAUUUUUCUAAUAAAUAUGGUGGAUGGUGUUAAAGAUGAAAAUCACAAAUAGACGGUUUGACACAAUUGACAAGACUUCUGGGUGUGUAUAGAUAUAGAUCAAGUCAAGUGGAGAUUUAAGACCAAGGUGGCUUUUUCUAAAUAAGUGGAGAAAAAGGCAAGAGAGAAGAAAAAAAAUCAAUGUAUAAUGUAUGUUAUAAACUUAAUGUAUGUAUAAUAGUAUAAUAAUCUAACUUCGCUAUUAAAAAUGAAAUAAAAUAUGUAAUAUGUAGGUAUGUAAUAUCUAAUUAAUUUUUUGUUAAAAAAUCUAUUUUGGGUCGAUUGAAUUUUCCCUUCUUCGGUCGAAUUCAUAAUCAUAUCUUCGUAGGAUUCUGCUUUUCCAUAUUUCCCUAUUUUCCCUAUUUGAGAAAAAUAACAAUUUUUACAGAGAAUGUAAACACAGAUAACACACCGAACUAUUCAUACACUACCUAUCGUAAAAUACUAAACCUCUUUAUUGACAUUAAAGACUGCUUGGUUUUGUGAAAAGAAUUUAUUUUAUCUCCGCGAUAAAAUCAAAAUACCAGUUAGGUUAAGUAAUGAUUUAUAUCGCAUUUAUAGAACAUUUGUUCAUUAUAUGUUUUUUUUUUUUUUGUUUUUGUUUACGGCCUCAUAGACCACUCAUCCAAACAUAAUUGCCUCCAUUCUUCAUGAUUUUGUGCUAGUAUAUGCCAAUGUUCCUCCGCUUAGAAAACUGUUACAUCUUUUUUGACACAGUCCUCCCAUCGCAUUCUGGGUCUUCCUAGUGGUCUUUUCCCUCUUGGAUUCUCUUGUAAGACCGUCUUUGUCAUAGCAUCAGGUUUCCUCCGAACAUGACCUGCCCNUCCGCUUAGAAAACUGUUACAUCUUUUUUGACACAGUCCUCCCAUCGCAUUCUGGGUCUUCCUAGUGGUCUUUUCCCUCUUGGAUUCUCUUGUAAGACCGUCUUUGUCAUAGCAUCAGGUUUCCUCCGAACAUGACCUGCCCAUUCCAACCUUUUUCUUUUUAUCUCCUUUACUAUAUCCGGUCUGUUUUAUAAGUCGUAUAAUUCCUCAUUGUGUCUUUUACGCCGUUCACCUGGUAAAUGAACCUUCGUUCAUUAUAUGUACAUAUUUUAUUUAUUUUUAUCUAAUGACCCUAUUAACCGGUGUGCGAGUCGAAUAGAUAAAUUUUUUGCUGUGCUGUAUUAUAUGUAUAAUCGGGACCAGCCGUUUUCAUUACACCACAUAAUUUUGAUAACACAUUUCCAUCAUAUAGCAAACCAACUAUUUCAUUGAUUGAUGAUCGGAUGCAUCAAGAGGCAAUCCGAAUUGCAAUCAGAUUACUCAAAUUUCACGAGGAACAUCAAAAUCUAUUGGGUUGAUCAUCUGUUUGAUAAUAUAGUUUGUUGAGGAACACAUGAAAUGUGUAAUUCACAAUAUAGAAUUUUUUAAUAUAACAUAUAAAAUCCACAUAAUAUCAGAAAAACAAAAAAGCAAUAAUUUUAAAACUUAGUCAGUCCACAUAAUUCUAACUUAACCAUCAUUCUUAAAUCGGCAAUAUGCAUGUUAAAAAAAAAAAAAAUUGAAAAAUUAGAUAUGUUUCACAUAAUUUUUUACUCAAAUGAUUUUGGUCAAAAUUUGAUAUUCAAAUUAAUUUAUAAAAAGAAAAUGCUACAUUAAACUCAAGUAUUUCCACAAAGUACCUAACAAAUAUAAAUUCCGUACAAAACUUGCAAAAUUUAAAUGUCUAUAAAUAGCUCAAAAUGGCUCGAUUUUUUUUUGAAAAUUUUACCACGUCUAGAAAAAAGCAAAUAUACAUUUUUUGUCUACUAGAUUAGAUACGAAUAUUUUUAAUUGAAUUUUUUAUUAAAAGUUUAAAAAUGGCUCAAAGUUUUCGAAAAUUUUAUCAUAUUUAGAAAAUUCCAAUAUAAGUUUUCUGUCCAAAUUUCAAGUCUUUAGGAAUAUUUUAAACUGAUUUACAAUAAAUAAUAAUAAAAUCAUUAAAUAUAUCAAUAAAUUUCUCAUUUUUCUUAAGUUUAAUGUUAGAGUUUUUUUUAACCACUUGGAAAAUCAAAAAAAUGUCUUUCCAAAAGUACUAUCUGGACAAUAUUUACUUUCAGGAAUUGUGCUGCCCAUAUAUAUCGGAGCAAGAUUUCCGAUAGAAUUUUUGUACAUAAUAUAAAAAAAAAAUUUUUUGUAAAACCAAUACAUACUUCACUAAAUUGAUCUAUAAAUUCUUGAACUCUAUAAGAGUUUUCUUAUUCCUUUUGAACAAUCAGGUUUUAAUGACUAUAUUAAACACUAAUUAUUUAUAUUAAUUUAUCUUUAAUAAAGUAAACAUUUUUAUCAUGUUGAAAUAAAAAGUUAUAUUCAAAAAUCCAAAAGUAUCUAAGUAGUGUCAGACAUUGGAAUAAUUAUAGUGAUAUAUUAUAAUUUAUGGAUAUUUUACACAAUAGUCUUGCACAGUUUGUAAUUGUCAUAUUUUUAUGAUGUUACUUUUAUUACAUACCUAAAUUACUUGCUAUUUUUUUUCCAAAAAAUCUAAUGUUAGUAUUAAAUUGAUUACCUAUAAUUUACCUAUAAAUCUAUUAAGCAUUUAGUAUUUUUAAGUUGAUAUCCCCUACAUUAGUGGUGCUCAACCUCGAGGUCAUGAAAUUUUAACGGGGAGCCUUCAAUAUUUUUACACCAAAUGAAAGUAUCAAUCGUAAUAUGUCAUAUUAUUAUCUUAAUAUUUCGAUAGUAAGUUCUUUUGAAUCACUUAAUAUAUGGGCUAUUUUUAAAUUUAAUCAGAAAUUAUCACUUUUUUUUCUUCAAUUUAUUUAUACAAAACAGCAUUGUCAACACUAGUAAUAAUAAAAAACAAAUAUUGCUUCAGAUUUAAGAAUAGCAGUCUCAAAUAUUAAAUCCAAUUUAAAUUCAAUCAUGUUUACAAUUCAAGCAAAAGAAUCUAUUAAAUCCUGCAAUUUUAUGAUUUAAAAUUAUUAAAAUGUUGAUUAUAAUUAUAACAAUUCAGGAAAAAAAUUUGUAUGUUUUUAAAUAAAAAAUUUGAAUAAAUUAAAUUAAAUAAAUAUUAAAAUUGCUUUAAAUUUACUGUUUAAUUAAUAUGACUAUAAUUAUUGUACGCUUAAGUUAUGUUAGUAGGAUGGGGGGAGGGGUGCCUCACUAAAAUAAAUUAAUUUGAGGAUGGAAAAAGAUUGCACACCACUGCCCUAGUUCACAAUUGAUAAACAUUAUUUAAAGUAUGUAUUUUAAUAGCAUAUAAUUAUUAAUUUUAACAUCAACAUAUAAAUUGUAUUUAAAUUUAAUUGUUAUAUACUAAAUGUAUGAUUUAUAAUAUUUACAAUUUAGUGAAUUCAUAAUUUUAUUUUUAAACUAGAUAUGUUUAAACACUAUCGUUUCAGUGGCCUAACUAAAACUUUUAAUGCCCUUGGCAAAAUAACUAAAUGAUGGCCAAUACACAAUUUAAGUUGGAGAGAGUUUUACAUAGAUCGGAGCAAAAAUAUAAGUUAUCAAUUAUUUGAUUUUAUGACUUGGGGCACCUAGAUGUCAUGGGCUUGUAGUGUGUUACCCAUUAUGAUGCCCUGUCAGUAUGCUACUGUGUCUAUUCAAUAAUAUAAACAAUUAUAUAUGUAUAAACAAUUUGAAUGUAUGCAUACAAGUUUUUAAAUAAGUGACACCUUAUCAAUACACAUUGGUUUUAAUACUGGGGUCAACUUUUACAUGGCAUGAGUCAAAUUGUAGGGGUAGUAUAGGUUUAGAAGAGGGGUAAUAUUAUGAACAUAAGUACAUUUGGAUUAAAGAAUUAAGAAAAAGUUCAAUUAUAAUUUUUUUCUUUUAGAAUUUUGAUUCUUUAAAUGUGCGGACAAAUCAUUAUACGCCAUUGCCAUUUGGAUCAAAUCCACUACAACGAGACAUUAAAGAUUAUGUUCGAUCAGGAUAUAUUAACUUGGACAAACCAUCAAAUCCCAGUUCCCACGAGGUGGUUGCUUGGAUUAAACGAAUAUUGAAGGUUGAAAAAACUGGCCAUUCUGGAACACUGGAUCCAAAAACUUCAGGUAGGUAUUAUUUGUUUAUGUUUAGUUUUUUUCUCAGAAUUUUUUUUGUAGAAUAUUUCAGAAACAAGCUGCUCUACCGAUUUAAAUUUGUGUUCUUGUUUUGUCACUUAUUUUUGAGGGUGAAACCACAAUCUUUUUUCGUUUUUCAAAUGAAAACCUUUAUUAGAAAUUCAAUACAUAGAUGGAGUAUUAGUUGAAAUUAAUUUUGGUCUUGACAUUUUUGAUAUUAUUUAACCAAUUAAUGAGAUAUUCUACUUUUGUAAGUUUGAGGGAGAAUAGUGAUAUAUUAUUGAAAAUUUUAACACCAAAAUUAUUUUAACUAAUCACUCCAUUUAUAAAAAUGGAAUUUUCAAUUUAGAUAGCUAUUUGUAAAUCAAAGUGGGUAGUGGUUUCACCCCUAAAUAUACAUUGGAUUUUAUUUUAAAAAAUUGUUUUAAAUAUAUUUUUUGAAUAAAAAUUUACAAUUUACAUUUUUAAAGAUAAAAACAUUAUUGAUGCAUAAGCAUAUUGAUUGAUUGAAGUAUUAUUAAAAUAUAUUAUUCUGGUAUAAAAUUAUUAUACCAGAAUAAACCUUCAUAAAUCAAAUAUAUAUGUAUUAUUUUUGAAAAUAGUUAAUAUUAUUACAUUCUCAUUUAACAAUUGUUUUGUUUCUUUCAAGACUAAACUACCAAAUUAUUGUUAUAUAUGUUAAUAAUAUUUAUUUAUUUAUUUUUCACACUUGAUAUAUUAUUGAAACUGUGGGUGGUUAGUUUUAGAUUAUGAUUGUACUAUUGUUAAAACUCCAAUAAUUAAUCAUACUCAUACAAAGCUCAUGUUUUGCUCUCCAGUUUUAAGUCUAGUCAAGUAAAACUGUACUAUUAAAAUACAAACAACAAUUGAACUUUUUAAAGACAAAAUCAUUUCUUAUCAUUUCAGCUCUAUAUUUGUCAUUUUGCAUACUUGUUGUGAUUGUAGUAGAUUAUUUUCUGUUUAACUAAAUCCACAAUUAAUCUACUAUUUUUCCUAAUUGAAUAGACUAAUAUAAGUCUUGAGUACUCGUUUAAAUUCUCACGAAGAACUUAAAAUGUUCAAUGGCUUAAUUGAGUUUUAUUGUACAAUAUUCUUUUAGUUGUUUUAAACAGGACAUAUAUUCUUUUUGCUUAUAUUUUUCGAAUUAUCUAUACAGCUUCUACCCAUAAUUGAUUUUCUAUCAGUAUCAGUAUCAGUUUCUCUCAUUGUGUUAUUUUUAUGAAUACAAUAUAAUAAAAACUAUUGGAGUUUUAUGUAUGAUUAAAUACUUUGAAAAUAUUUUAUUGACAAAUGUGUAUAGGUGUACUUGUAGUGUGCAUUGAAAGAGCUACAAGACUAGUGAAGUCUCAGCAAUCCAGCGGCAAGGAGUACAUAGCUGUUUUUAAAUUACAUAACGCAGUUGAAAACGUUCUUGAGGUUAAUAUUUAUCAUUUUUAUUAUUAAUAUUAUUAUAAUUAUUAUUUUUAAAAAUAUAUAUUUACCUGUUUUGUUAAUUUAGAUUAAAAAAAGUUUAGAGUCAUUGCGUGGUGCUCUGUUUCAAAGACCUCCAUUGAUAGCAGCUGUAAAACGGCAACUACGUAUUCGUACUAUAUUCGAAAACAAAUUAUUAGAUUAUGAUCAAGAUACCUCUACAGGUAUCAUUUGGUUAAAGUGUGAGGCUGGUACUUAUGUUAGAACACUUUGUGUUCAUUUGGGCUUAAUGUUGGGCACAGGAGGUCAAAUGAUUGAACUCAGAAGGAACCGUUCUGGUAAGUUUUUUUAAAUAUUAAAAAUAGUAUGUAUAUUUUAAUUUAUGCUACAAUAUGUAUUUUCAGGAAUUACUAGUGAAGAAGAAGGACUCGCCACAUUGCAUGAUGUAUUAGAUGCACAGUGGAUGUUUGAAAAUAAUAAAGAUGAAUCCUAUCUGAGGCGAGUGGUUAGACCUCUGGAAGGCAUACUUACUAAUUAUAAACGGAUUUUUGUCAAGGACAGUGCAGUAAGUUAAUUCAGUAUGAGAAGUAACAAACUAUUGAAAAUCUCGAUCUAAAAUACUAGUAUCUAUUUUCAUGAGCUGAAAAAAAAAAAUUAAUUUUUAACUUUUGUGAUUUAAUAGCUAAUUCAUAAUGUAUGUUUAAAUAAAUUUUAGAUUAACGCAAUUUGUUAUGGAGCAAAAAUUAUGCUUCCUGGAUUACUAAGAUAUGAUAAUGGUAUCGAGUUAAAUAUGGAAGUUGUCAUUGUUUCAACUAAAGGAGAAGCUGUAGCUUUAGGUAAUUUCCAAACAUUAUCACAUUGUUUUAUAAUAUAGAUGUAAAGUGAGAUGUUUGUAAUGUAAUUCUAUAAUUUUAGUAAUUCAUCAGUAAUUUAAAUUGUAAGUUAUUUCCUCAUUAAAUAUUGUAUAUAUUUUAGAUUCUGAGGGAAGAGAGGGAUGUAUCGUUUUAAUAAUAUUUUUUUUAUAUAUAUAUUUUAUACACUCUUUCUAUUAGAAAUCAUACUCGGAUUAAUCUAGUGUAGAAUCUUUUCUAAAAGAGUAUUUUUCUGAAGGCCAUUUUUUUAAAUUUUGUUAGAAGUUUUCAUAAUUAUUGGGAAAUACUGGAAAAUUAACAAAUUUAAAGAUAUCAAUAUUUUUAUUUACCUAAUUAUUUUUUUCAUUAUUUUUUUGUUCAAAAUUUGGACAGUUAACUUAUAAUUGUUUUUUCUAGAAGUGGUAAAAUUUUCAAAACACCAAUUUAUAGGCAUUUUAAUUUUGUGAGUUUUUUACAUAAUUUUUAUUUAGUAGAUACUUUGCGAAUAAAAUUGUUAUACUUAACUGAAAUGCUUGAUAAUGUAACAAGAGGUUCAAUUUAAAUUUUACCGAGUGAUCAACAGGAAAAAUGUUAAUCUAAUGUGGUAUAUUUUCUUCAUAUUUUGUUGAAAAUCAUACAUAAUAUGGUAUUUUAAAACAUUCCAUGUAUACAAUAUAUUAUAUUUAUUUUGCUAAAAUAUAACAUAUAUUGUUAAAAAAGCAACACUAUUAACCGAACUCCGCUUAGAAUCGUUUUUUAUUAGCAAUGUUUGCACACAAAUGUAUAUUAAAUUCUUCUCUAUAUUCUAAUUUUCAAACUUCUCAUCUAUAACAGUAUGUGUGUGUUUUUUUUUAUUUUAACUUUAAGGUAAAUUAUUAAAUCUAUGUUAAUAUUAAAAUGAUAUAUAUUUUAAUCUUUUAUUUCUUUGGCUUAAUAUUUAUAUUAUAAUAUUUGAAUUACUUAUUUGUUUUAGUCCUAUAAGUGUUCUAUUUUUAGUGCAUACGAUUUUGUACUGUAAUGUUUUAUUAUGUUUUGGACUGUUGGAUUUACCUUAUAUCAAUUAUUUAUAUUUAUUAACUAAGGUUUUUUUGAUUUUAAUUUAGCUAUUGCCCUGAUGACUACAGCUACCAUUUCUAGUUGUGAUCAUGGGAUCAUUGCUAAAAUUAAAAGAGUAUUAAUGGAUCGAGAUACCUAUCCUCGUAAAUGGGGACUAGGUCCAAUGGUUAGUAAAAUAUUGUUAAUCUUAAACUGCAAAUUUGUACGCAUGAUAUAUUAACAAUAAAUAUAUUAAUUGUUUCUACAAAUAAAACAUUUCAAAAAAAUUUUAAUUUUAGGCUAGCACCAAAAAGAAUAUGAUAAAAGAAGGUUUAUUGGAUAAAUUUGGAAAACCUAAUGAAAAUACUCCGGAAAAUUGGAGACAGACAUUCUUCAAAGACGUGUAAGUUACACAUAUGACACAAAAAUGGUUUAACCAGUAUAUUUAUAUAGAUAUUAAAUAAAUAAAUACUUUUUUUUUCUGUUACAGAGUCAAAGAAAUAAGUAAUGAGAAUGAUGAUAAAAAGGUAUUAAAAUUUUUAAAAAUAAAAUGAAAAUAAUAGUAAUGAACCAUUGAUUCAUCGUAAUCGUAUUCUAGAUCAGUAGUUUUCAACCUUUUACAAAUCGCGACCUAAUUUAUUUUUUUCAUUUAUGACUAUCCCUUCAAAAAUCUUUAUUAGAACUUGAAUAAUACAAUGUACAGUAUACACAUAAUACUUAUGGUUUUUGGUGAUCACCUAUCACUCCUGGGCCUCUUUGUUGAAAACCACUGUUCUAGACUUAUAGUAAAGAUUUUCUUUUUGUACUUUUCGAUAGCCUAUGAAAUUUUCAAUUUUAAAUUCAAAGUGCAAAUAGUACUAUUUUAAAUUGUGCUAUAUAACAUCUGAUACAAUAGUUUAAUGUUUUAGACAACCAAUAUCAAUUAUUGAUAAGCUAUUGAUACUGAUUUUUAAAAACUAUUGAAAACUGUCAAUAAUCCAUAAUUGAUGGGUUUCAAUCAGUGGUAUCUGGUUUUUUAUUUUUUACAACCUGAUAUUUUGGUAAGCAUCAUCAACUACAAUCAUCCAACCAAAAACUAAUUUAGGGUUUUAUUGCUUAGGCUCUCAAUAAAUGUUAAUACUUAUGGAUUAUAUUAAUAUAGACGUUAUUUGUUUGAUAAAAAACCAGUUUUAAUUAUUCGUAAAAUCGCCCACUACCAAAUUUAAAGUUACUUGUAUCAUUUAGAAAGAUUGUAUAAUAUUGUAAAUAAUAAAUUGUUCUAUCAAUUAAUUAAUUAUAGGAAAAGACAUAGUACGCCACCAGAAGAAACAUUGUUGAAUGUAAAGAAAGAUAAAAAAUUUAAAAAGGAACAUAUUGUAGAAAAAAGUACACCUGAAAUUACACAAUCAUCAACUGAAGUUGUGGAGGAAAAAGUGAGUGUAAUUAAGCAAAUGAUUUAAUUUUGUAUUAGUAAAAUAUUGUAUAAAAGAGAACUACAAUUUAUUUCUAUUAAUCUCAUGGUGUUUUAACAGUUUGAAAUUAAAACUUAAAAGAACAAUGUAAAAAUUAUUGUUAAAUUUGUGAUAAAUAUCAAGCUGAGCCAGAACCCGCAUUUUCCUACUACUAAUAUAAUUAGACAAUCAGUUCAUAACUGAUUUAUUUCAAUAAUAAAUAUGUUUUUUAACUUUAUUUUUGUGCGUAUGUUCACUUGUUUUAUUAUCAUACAAAUCCUAACCCUGCUGAUAAUAAUUAUUCCUUGUACAGUAUAAUUAACUGGAUUCCUCUAUUAUUUUAUAUAUUUACGUUUGAUAUUUAUCUGUUUAUUAUUGCCAUUUAUGGUUCCGAGUAAAGUAUUUACACUUGAAAAAAGUGUAUAAUUUACAUAAUUUACAAACUUAAAACAUGAUAUCAAACAUUAAUAAAUGUAUAAGAAUCUAUAAUUAUUCCUUGUACAGUAUAAUUAACUGGAUUCCUCUAUAAUUUUAUAUAUUUACGUUUGAUAUUUAUCUGUUUAUUAUUGCCAUUUAUGGUUCCGAGUAAAGUAUUUACACUUGAAAAAACAAUAUUUCAAAUUUUAGAGAUUUUUUCUGCACCGGUGUCCCUUCUCAUCUAGCUACGCCACUGACUAUUCGUCAAUCACUAGUUGAAAUUGUUUAAGCCUAUUACAGAUAAUAAAAUAUUAAUAUUUAUAAUACCCAAGUAAUGUCGGGUUUUUAUAUACAAAAAUAUAUUUUUACCGAAUAUAUUUAUCUACCGUUUUAUUGGAGUAAGAAAUGGUUACGUUCCAUAACCUAUGUAAUCUAUCGAAUUCGUGUUUUUUCGUACAUAUUUCUGAAUAUUUUAGCUUGUGGUACAUAUUGAAACGUAUUUUUAUAUAUUCAUGCUAUAUUAGAUUACAUUAGAGAAUAUGUACCGAUGCAGUGGCCAGUGAUAUAUUGUUCUUACAAAUUCAUUAUUAUUAUUUUUUUUUCAUAAUUAACCGUACAUUUUUCUAUGUUAAUGUCGAGAAUAUUUUGGGUAGGUAUAUAAAAAAAUAUUCGGAUUAUUUCUUUAGUUUUUGCUGUGUAAAAACACAAUAUUUCAUAUAUGUUUUACCAGAAUAUUAUUCGGAAAAAUAACACGGCUGUAGAAAUAGUCGUCCUGUGGUAGUACCGAGGGGGAUUUCGGCUUUAGACAUACGCCACAGGCGAGGGGUGAAGUAUAUCAAUAGGCAUCAACCAGCCGUCUCCGCGGCGACCGCACCCUCGUUCGCAUUGUGUGACCGGCUCGGAUAUACUCGUUGUUCGUCGUCCCCUCUUCGGGUCGGAAAUCAGUAGUCAUGCGACGCGUAAAAUUCCAGUCUUUCCGCCUCGGUAGGUAGUCGUCGAUGCUCAGUUUACCGCCAGAACGCCACCACGUUAGUACUUCCGCGCUGUCGGACGGUUCU